Otolemur garnettii (small-eared galago) is the source of this 1582-nucleotide messenger RNA. It is a transcript of the gene TRIB3, whose product is annotated as tribbles pseudokinase 3. The record is from RefSeq and is a predicted model, not a curated record. Gene Ontology annotation, biological process: positive regulation of proteasomal ubiquitin-dependent protein catabolic process; protein phosphorylation; regulation of MAP kinase activity. The transcript is spliced from 4 exons. Bases 206 to 1282 code for a protein of 358 amino acids. Lineage: Eukaryota; Metazoa; Chordata; Mammalia; Primates; Galagidae. Gene Ontology annotation, molecular function: protein kinase activity; mitogen-activated protein kinase kinase binding; ATP binding. Gene Ontology annotation, cellular component: nucleus.
AUCUGGAGUCGGCGCCCAGCGCUCUGGAGACACUCACAGCAGAAGCGGCGCCGGCUCCGCACGCGUCCGCUGUUUGGGGUCCGGGCCGGGGCGGGACCUGGAUCGGAUCCCGACCUCAGCUGCAGCAGAGAGGGCCCCAGUCCACCUGCGCUGUCCCGGACCACCGGCAGCGCCAGGACCCACGAGGGACACUCGGGCAAGCAAGAUGCAAGCCACCCCUUUGCCUGCUCCUUCAGACACCCCCUCCAGGAAGAAGCGGUUGGAGUUGGAUGAUGACUUAGACACCGAGUGCUCCAUCCGGAAACGAGCUCGAAGUGGGCCCCAGCCCCAGCCGCCCCCCUUUCCACUGCCCCUGAGCCCACCCCCUGCUCCAGAUCGUGCCCCUGCUGUGGCCACAGGCUCCCGGCUUGGACCUUAUGUCCUUCUGGAGCCCGAGGAGGGUGGGCGAGUCUACCGGGCCCUGCACUGCCCCACUGGCACUGAAUACACCUGCAAGGUGUACCCCGCCCGCGAGGCCCUGGCCGUGCUUGAGCCCUACGCGCGACUGCCCCCCCACGAGCACGUGGCGCGACCUGCCCAGGUGAUGGCAGGCACCCAGCUCCUCUAUACCUUUUUCUCUCGGACCCAUGGGGACAUGCACAGCCUGGUGCGCAGCCGCCGCCGGGUGCCAGAGCCUGAGGCCGCCGCUCUCUUCCGCCAGAUGGCCGCAGCCCUGGCGCACUGUCACCAGCAUGGUCUAGUCCUGCGUGAUCUCAAGCUGUGUCGCUUUGUCUUCAGAGACUCUGAGAGGACAAAGCUGGUGCUGGAGAACCUGGAGGAUGCCUGUGUGCUGACUGGUCCAGACGACUCUCUGUGGGACAAGCAUGCAUGCCCAGCAUACGUGGGACCUGAGAUCCUCAGCUCCAGGGCAUCCUACUCAGGCAAGGCGGCUGACAUCUGGAGCCUGGGCGUGGCACUCUUCACCAUGCUGGCCGGCCACUACCCCUUCCAGGAUUCAGAGCCUGCCCUGCUCUUUGGCAAGAUACGUCGUGGUGCCUUUGCCCUACCUGAGGGCCUCUCAGCUGCAGCCCGCUGCCUGGUCCGUUGCCUCCUUCGACGGGAGCCAACUGAGAGGCUCACAGCCACAGGCAUCCUGCUGCACCCCUGGCUACGGGAGGAUCGGGUCCCUUCAGCCCCAUCCCAGUCCCACCUCUGGGAGGCUGACCAGGUGGUCCCUGAUGGGUGGGGGCUGGAGGAAGCAGAGGAAGAGGAGGGAGAAAGAGAGGUAGAUCUCUAUGGCUAGACCAUCCUACCAGAUUCUCAGCUGCAAACAGUGGAUUGAACUGGGGGCGUCCUCAAGCUUUCUCCUGCCACUUUGAACUGAGCCAAACCUUAAGUGCCUUCAAGGAGGGAGAAAGGAAGCCUGUGUGGAGUGUGCUGUGUACCCACCAGUGUGUUCUGCACACAAGGUCUGCUUGGGUGCUUCCUGUGUGCCGAGCUCUCCAUUUUAGGUGCUGGGAACAUACCAGUGAGCAAAGGAGACAAGACUCCCUGCUCACACAGCAGAGCUGGCAGGUUAGCAUUCUUUGUUUUUUUUUUGAGG